Molecule: messenger RNA, 3645 nt
Organism: Micromonas commoda
Lineage: Eukaryota; Viridiplantae; Chlorophyta; Mamiellophyceae; Mamiellales; Mamiellaceae
Exons: 1
Coding region: 1-3645 (1214 amino acids)
Biological process (GO): carbohydrate metabolic process
Source: RefSeq, a predicted model, not a curated record
AUGGUGGGUCGGUCGCACGGGUCUCACGCGCGCGGGACCCGGCGCAGACGCGGGUGCGUCGUCCUCGUCUGCGCGGCGUUCGUUCUCGCGCCCCUGUGGUGGCAGCACCGCGGCGAGGGAGAGGGAGACGGGGAGAUUCCGUUGUUAGAUGUGGACGACGCGCGCGUGCCGAGUGCCGGGGGAGGGUACGACGGGUCACACCAGGGGGGACUCGCCAACUUCGUCGACGACGUCGACGUCGGCAAAGGACGCCGCGAUCCAUUCGACAAUCCUUUCGACGCGCGCCACGACCACGACCACGACCACGACCACGACCACGACCACGACCACGGCGUGCCCGCGGUGCUCGCCGGCCGUCCCCCGCGCGACGCUUCCCCGACCGCGCACAGGCUCGCCAAGCUCGGGAUCAUCGACGGCUGGGACCUCGACCCGCAUCUCCCGAGGAUGGCGAACGGCGAGUUCGCGGCGAGCCCGCGCACAGCUGUGCGGGAACGAUUCCCGCUGUCAUCCGUCUCCCUCCAGCCGGACGCGGUCCCUCCAGCCAACGUCCUCCACGGCGCCGGGGUCCACCUCGACGCGCAGAGGCUCAACGCGCGGUACCUGACCGCCGUCGUCGACCCGCGGCGGCUCCUCGCCAACUUUCGCGUCGUCGCCGGGUUACCUCCGGAGACGAUUCCGGACCGCCAUCCGACGGAGACGGUCGCGCCGUACUGCGACGUCGGAUCCGGCUUGAGCUACGCCGAGCACCCGGGCGCGUGCUGGGAAGCCCCGGAUUGCGAGCUGAGAGGGCACUUCGCGGGCCAUUACCUCAGCGCGCUCGCGUUCGUGGCGGCGGGCGCCGGGGAUCGACCGAACACGUCGCCGGAUCGAACGAGCUCGUCCGAUCACUUAUCCGAUCCCGAGUACGUCACCGGGCACCAGUCCGACGUCGCGACGGCUCGUCACGCGCGCGAGAUGCUCGAUCGUUUCGUCGACGGCCUCGCGACGGCGCAGGCGUCGAGUGGGACGAGCGCAGGGUACGUGAGCGCGUUUCCGGAGGAGGUGCUCGAUCGUCAGGGCGCCGUCGGCGGCGCGUGGGCUCCGUAUUACACCUUGCACAAAAUCGGGCAGGGUUUGAUGGACGCGCACGUCGUCGCCGGGAACGCCAAAGCCCUGGACGUGCUGAAGGGCCUCGCGAACGCCGUGCUGACGCGGGUGAUGGGGCUCAUUCAGCAGCGAGGCGCGUCGCACUGGUUCGGAGGCGCGUUGGAGUACUCGAAAGCGGCUUUCGGCGCGGAAUCCGGCGGUUUCAACGAGUUGGCGUGGCGCCUGUACCAGUUGACGGGGAACGGGGAUUACGUCACCCUGGCGUCACUGUUCGACCACCCCACAUUCUUAGGGCGGAUGCGCGCGGGGGGGGACGGGCUGACACGCGAGCACGCCAACUUCCACGAGCCCAUCGCGAUGGGCGCGUACAGUCGAUACGAGAUCACCGGCGAUACAGAAUCGCGACGGGCGUUUCGCAACUUCAUCGAGUUACUUCGCGACACCAGGUCGUACGCCACGGGUGGGACGUGCGACGGCGAGCGGUGGCAGGCGCCCGGGCGGCUCGAGCGAAUCAUCGUGUCCACCGAGACGCAGGAGACGUGCACGCAGGUGAACUUUGAGAGGCUUGCCAACGCGGCGGUCGCGAGUUUCGGGGAGGCGGAGGCGCGGGACUGGGCCGAUUACUCCGAGCGCGCGUCGCUUCACGGGCCCGUCGGUCUGCAACGAAAGCCCGGCGAGCUGCUGUACACGACGCCGCUGGGCGUCGGGGUGUCGAAGGGGAGGAGCGGUCACGGUUGGGGCCGACCGGAUGCCGCUUUUUGGUGCUGCUACGGCACCGGCGUCGAGGCGCUGGCCAGGUUGCAAGACGGCGUGUUCUGGCGGCUCGAAGCCGGCGCGACGGUCCCGGGCGACGAUACAUCGUCGACGACGGCGACGGACGUGGUGUACAUCGCGCGCGUGACCACGUCGGCGGUCGCGACGUGGGACGAGAAGGGGGUGACGACGCGAGUCUCUGUCGACCCGUUCAACGUCGGCGGACCCGUUCAACGAGAAGGAGGAAGGGACGGACGGCGGCGGCGAGGGACGGCGGGGUUCUUCGCCUCCGCCGUCGCGAUCACCGUGCACGCGGAGGGAAGAAAUGAGCCGACGUCGAUUCGGGUCAAGCUCCCGAGGUGGGCGGGGGGCGGAUCGCGCAUCACGCUCAACGGCGAACGCGUUCGUUGCGAAAACGGAGGAGACUCGUCGUCUUCGGAGGACUCGGACUCGGACUCGGACUCGGACUCGGACUCGGACUCGGACUCGGGGUGGUGCGACGUGACCCGCGUCUGGCGAAAGACCGACUUACUCCGCGCCUCGUUCCCUAUCGUCGUCCGCGCCGAACCCUUGCUCGGCAGCGACCUAACCCCCGGGUUCGGCACCGGUUCGAACCAGCGAUUGGACGGUAAGGGCGCGAGGCACGCGAUCGUCGCGGGACCGUACGUGCUCGCCGCGCUCGGUCCGGGCGCGUGGAUCGCCGACCUCGGCGUGAAGAGACCGGCGCAAGAAACCGAGGGACACUCACACAGCGGCGGGUUCCACGCGGGGGCGUCGGAGAUUUCGUCGGAUGACGUGUCACUUCUGGAAACUCCGGACCCGACCGAGUGCGACUGCGUCGCGUUCGCGAUGGCCGGCGGCGGCGAUAGGACGCGGUACCUCGCCGCCGUGGUUGCCCGAAGCGACGGGACGUUGCCCGGGGAUCCACCAACCGACGGCGGCGGCGGCGGUGUCAACCGCGGCGGGCCGUACGCCCGAGCCGCCGCGGUGUUCGCCGAGCCCGACCUCGAGCCGACUCUGGAAGAGUCAAAGCCCGGCGGUUCCGGUUUCUUCUACGCGCCGAGGACGUGCGAUCGAACAUCGUGCGCGUACGCCGUCGCGGACGCGCCGGCGGUGACGUGGACGAGGUGCGCGGUUUCAUCGACCAACGGCGAGCGAGGAGGAAGAGGAGGCGGAGGUGGUGGGAUCGUGCGAGGAGGCGCGUUCACUCUGCAACCGACGACCGCGCCGGGGCUGAUUUUAAAAGCCGGCGUCGUCCGCGACGGUCGCGCGUCUCUCGUCCUCGAGGCGUCCACCGGUUCAUCGACGACGACGCGCCCGCUGGCGUUGAGACUGGAGGCGAUCGACGGCACCCUCGGCACCCACCGGGUCGUCGUGAACGACGGCGAACUGAAAGGGUACGCGCUGUGUCGAGACGCCGGGUCCGCUUUAGACUCUCCGGGCGCGUGUAAAGACCUUCACGAGAAGUGCCCGACGUGGGCGUCCCAGGCGGCGUGCUUCGCCAACCAGGGGUACAUGCACGCGCAUUGCGCGAGGUCGUGCGGGUUGUGCAGGCCGGGCGGCGCGGUGUUGGUGCGGCCCGGCGGGGUGGGCGACGGCGCCGAGUGCGGCGUGACGAUCGUUCGCGAGGAGGGAGGGAGGAGGAAGUCGGCGGAGGGGCGCGGGGGUUUGUUGCCGUGGCGGCCGCCGCGCGGGAGUCACGUCGGGAGAGGGCCGGAUCCGAGGUGGAUGCCGCGCGUGCUGCUCGCGCCGCUGUACUCGCUGCGCGACGAGGUGUACACGGUGUACCUCCGGCUCGCGGGAUGA